Molecule: messenger RNA, 171 nt
Organism: Letharia columbiana
Lineage: Eukaryota; Fungi; Ascomycota; Lecanoromycetes; Lecanorales; Parmeliaceae
Exons: 1
Coding region: 1-171 (56 amino acids)
Source: RefSeq, a predicted model, not a curated record
AUGGAUCUGUCUGACAAUUCCGGUGGCAGUGGGAUGUGCUGUCCCUUGACGACCCAUUCCUUCAGCGCAACUGCUAUGAGUGCCCGCAGGAAGGUCAGCAAAGUCGUAUCAGAUUCUACUCGCGCAUCAGGCCGUUCCUCCAGGACGGCUUUGACAUUAUCCACUCCGUAA